Molecule: messenger RNA, 759 nt
Organism: Hepatospora eriocheir
Lineage: Eukaryota; Fungi; Microsporidia; Hepatosporidae
Source: the annotation of a GenBank genome assembly
AUGAAGGAAGAUAUAAUUGAAAAAGAUGAGAAUAUUUUAUUUUUAUUUGAUGUAGAUGGUACACUUACUGAAAGUAGACAGAAGGCACCAAAGGAGAUAAUAGAAAUGUUAAAGAAACUAAAAGAGAAAGUAUUUACUGCAUUUGUAGGAGGAUCUGAUUUACCAAAACAAAAGGAACAGUUAGGAGAAAACAUUCAUGAUUUAUUUGAUUAUGAAUUUCCUGAAAAUGGAGUACAAUUCUUUAGGAAUGGUGAGCUAGUAUCAAGUAAUAGCAUGAUAGAGGAGAUAGGUGAAAGUAAUAAUACAAAAUUAAUAAAUAGUAUAUUCAAGGCACUUAGUGAGGUAAAAAGUACUGUAUUAAGAGGUACAUUUAUUGAAUCUAGAAGAUCAAUGCUUAAUGUUAGUCCAAUUGGAAGGAGUUGUUCACAGAAAGAGAGGGAGGAUUUCUUUGAAUUUGAUAAAAAAGAAAAAUCUAGAGAAAAAUUGGUAAGUAAGAUUAAAGGUGUUUGUGAUGAUAUUGGUGUACAAUGUUCAAUAGGAGGUCAGAUAUCAAUUGAUAUUUUUCCUAAAGGCUGGGAUAAGAGAUACUGUUUACAACAUAUUAAACAAGAAACAAUUAUUUUCUUUGGUGAUAAAGUAGAAAAAGGUGGGAAUGAUUAUGAAAUUUUUAAUCAUGAACGUGUAAAAGGAAUAUUUACUACAGGGCCUUUUAAUACAAUUGAAUUAGUCAAAGAAGAAUUAAAAAAGUUAAAUAAAUAA